UAAUGCAUGCUUAAAGUUAGACCUCCUCGAAAGAGAGUUUAUAUGACGCUGCUGCAAACAUUCACGUUGUGUGAAAAGAGAAAACGUCACGUUUUUUUUUUCUUUAACAUUUUUUUCGAGGAGCACGUCUGUGCAGAAGAGAUAGCACGCUGCAUUGACGUGCGCCUCUUUUACUGAGUCGUUUCGAGCCUUUCAGAUCUGAUCUGGUCUGAAUUUCCACUCCGGUCGAGUAACAGGAUUCGGAAUCUGAGGAACAAUGCCUUUCCUCCACGGGUUUCGAAGGAUUAUUUAUGAGUACCAGCCGCUGGUAGAUGCCAUCAUGUGUGUGUUUGGACUGGAUGAAGGAGAUGAGAGAAGAGAAGCUGAGGAUGAGUCCAGCAUGUGCAGCGCUCUGGUCCGGCUGCUGGAGCGAGAAUCUCAGUCCGAGGUGUUCAAGGAAGGCAUCAACUACGCCCUGUUCAAGAUGGCCGAGCGCGGAAAGCUGGACGCCGUGAGGAUCCUGCUGCGCUACGGAGCUGAUCUGAACUUUGAAGACCCGGUUUCGUACUACAAUCCGCUUCACAUAGCAAUUUUGAGGAACAGGCCGAACGUCGUGACGCUGCUGGUUGAACACGGAGCCGACAUCGAAAAGAGAGACCGGAUCCAUGAAAGCAGCCCCCUGGACCUCGCCAGCGAGGAGUCCGAGAGGCUGCCCUGCCUGCUGACCCUGCUCGACCUGGGCGCUAACGUCAACUCCAGGGACAGACAUGGAAAAACACCUCUGCUCCACGCCUUGGCGAGCAGCGACGGAGUCACAGUGCACAACACGGACAAUAUCCGACUGCUGCUGGAGAGAGGUGCUGAUGUUAAGGCUGCGACUGAAGACGGAGAGACGGUGGAGUCCUCCUUGGUGUUCCUGGUGAAAGAGGCUCUGCAGGCCAGUGAGGACGACGCCGCUCAGAUCGGCAACUUCUGUCUGAAAACCACCCGGCUGCUCCUGGCUCACGGAGUGGACCCCAGCUGCUGCCUGAACGACUGCGAGCCCUCUCUGACUCUCACCAGCCUGGAGCACUUCGACCUGCUCUUCCCUCUGGCCGUCCUUCUCAUCCAGAGCGGAGCCUCUUUGGUCUGCUCCAGCAACGGCGAUCCCUGUUGGUCGGCUUACAGAACGAUCAUGCAGCGGCUCCAGACGGCCCUGCGGAGCUGCCCGGAUCAAAGCCGCGCCGCCGAGCUCGUGGAGCAGGCGGAGGAGCUGCUGGACCUGGUGAGGGUGAACGUCCCCGCGCUGCACCUCUCUCUCCAGCUGGAGCUCCCGCUGCCCGCUCGGGACUCGCACCCGUACGCUCAGGCCGUCCUGGACCUGCACGGCCGCGUGCUGCAGCGUGAGGCCAGCCCGCCGGCCCUGGCCUGCCUCUGCAGGGCUUUCAUUAGGAGACGGCUCCACCCGCGGCCUCUGGAAGACGGGGUGAAGGCUUUGCCUUUACCGGACAGACUGAAGGAGUAUCUGCUCUCCGAUCACAUGUACACCCCGAGGCCUGGCUGGGACCGCUUCAAGCCCCACCAGAACGCGUACUGAUAACACUGAAUCCCGGAUCAUUGUUGUGUUGAUUAUUAUUCAAAGUGAAUGAAUGAAAUUGUUCAAACUGACCAUUGAGGCCUUCAUUAAAUUAUCAUUUUUUUUCUCUGUGCCAGAUUUCCAGGCAAAUGUGUGUAAGUUUACUCUAAGAUACAACGUUGUGUACUGUGUAUAAAACUUGCUGUUUGGAUUGUAAUUUUUUUUUAUGUGAAUAAAUUAUUGUGC
Salarias fasciatus (jewelled blenny) is the source of this 1780-nucleotide messenger RNA. RefSeq names its product ankyrin repeat and SOCS box containing 6 (gene asb6). Bases 257 to 1555 code for a protein of 432 amino acids. Gene Ontology annotation, biological process: intracellular signal transduction. The transcript is spliced from 7 exons. Gene Ontology annotation, cellular component: nucleus. Gene Ontology annotation, molecular function: protein binding. NCBI's taxonomy places the organism in Eukaryota, Metazoa, Chordata, Actinopteri, Blenniiformes, Blenniidae. The record is from RefSeq and is a predicted model, not a curated record.